AUGCGGCCCCUGCUGUGCGCGCUGGCCGGGCUCGCCGUGCUCCGCGCUGCGGGCGCCUUUGCGGCUGCUGAACCCUCCAUCCCCUCCCGAGGAGACACAGCCUGGAGCACAGGGUGUGACAGAAUCAUGGCUGUCCAAGACCGUCUAGAUGUCAUAGAGGAGACGGUGGAGAAGACAGUGGAGCACCUGGAGGCAGAAGUGAAAGGCCUGCUGGGUCAGCUGGAGGAGCUGGCCUGGAACCUGCCCCCGGGUCCCCUCAGCCCGACCCCCGACCUCCUUGGAGAUGGUGAGCAGCUCAGAUCACUUCUGAGUCUGGGGAGCAAGAAGCCCAGCAGCUGGAAGUGAUACCCGUCAGCUCCCCUCCGAGACAGAGCCGCUGUGCACCCUGGACACCCCUCCUCAGUCUGUGCCCAAUAAAAGCUACUCCUUUGACCCCCCGUGUCUGCUGACAGUGACCCCUACAACCACGGCUCCUUCUCCUUUGGCUCCUACCCCCUGAGACACUCAGGCCCUUGCAGGCUGUGCUUCCACAGAGUAGGGGCUAACCAGAGGGGGUCACCCAAGGUCCAGAAUUAAGAUGACACAGCAGAAGGGCCCUUGGAGUGGCCUUGUUACAUGUGACCAGGGAGGAGCAGUAGCACCAUCACCGGGGGGCCUGUCAGAAAUGAAGAAUUUGGGGACCCAUCCAGACCUCCUAACUCAGAAUCUACAGUUUAGAGAUCUCCAGAGGAUUUGUGUGCACACUAUAAAGUUCUUUAAAUUUUUCCAUUGAGGUGAAAAUCACAUAACAUGAAAUUCCAACUUUUAAACUUCAGAUCCAAUAACUUACAGUAGAUUCACAAUGUUGUACACUCGUGACCAAUUCCAGAACAUAUUCAUCACUCCCAAAAGAAACCCUGUACCUAACUAGGCAGUUCAUUCCCUUUCUCCCUCCGAUCAGUUCUUGGAAACCAGUAGUAUUUCUCUGGAUUUGCCUUUUCUAGACACUUCAUAUAAAAAGAAAUCAUACAGUAUAUGGUUCUCUGUGACGUUGUUCAUUUAGCAUUUUCUCAAGCUCUGUCCAUGUUGUAGCCUGUGUCAGUACUUCAUCCUCUUUUAUGACUGAAUAAUGUUCCAUUGUAUGGAUGUGCCACAUUUUAUUCAUCUACGCAAUAACUGGUGGGCAUUUAGGUCAUUUGUGGCUGUUAUGAACAUCGAUGUAUUUUUUUUUUUUUUAC
Molecule: messenger RNA, 1217 nt
Organism: Talpa occidentalis (Iberian mole)
Lineage: Eukaryota; Metazoa; Chordata; Mammalia; Eulipotyphla; Talpidae
Gene: PLAC9
Product: placenta associated 9
Exons: 4
Coding region: 1-345 (114 amino acids)
Source: RefSeq, a predicted model, not a curated record